Sitodiplosis mosellana (orange wheat blossom midge) is the source of this 2728-nucleotide messenger RNA. RefSeq lists its product as uncharacterized. The transcript has 3 exons. Gene Ontology annotation, cellular component: cytoplasm. The record is from RefSeq and is a predicted model, not a curated record. Gene Ontology annotation, biological process: chromatin remodeling. NCBI's taxonomy places the organism in Eukaryota, Metazoa, Arthropoda, Insecta, Diptera, Cecidomyiidae. Bases 70 to 1860 code for a protein of 596 amino acids.
UUGGCGUUAUGUGUCCCUAGUUUGUUGCAAAUAAAUAUCUCGCUUUAUGAUGAGAACAACAAAGAACUAAUGUUCUACAAUGAGCAUCUUAUCGAUAUCGCGGAAGAACUGUUAUUAGAGCAUUUGAUUCGUUUACCACGGGUUAUUCAAACUGGAAAUGAAGAUCAAAAAGCAACAAGCUUUUCUCAACUAAAAUGUUUUAUAAUUCUACUUUUCAAAAGAGGUCGGCUGCAAGUAACUUUAUCAAAUAAUCAUCUUAUUGAACAAUUAUUGGAUAUUCUGCUGUCAUCAGUUGAAAUGGAAAGAAGCCACCGACUUCUAGAGAUUUGUAACGAUGUUAUGGAUAUAAAUGAUGGAGAAAAUUCAAAAAGUUGGGUCUUUUCUCACUAUGGAAAUAAAAAAAGCCCAUGGAAAAUCUUUAAAAAUAUCCAAAACGAACAAAUUAUCAAAGAAAUCGAGACGGUAUGUGAAUAUCUAAAUAAAGAUCAACAUAUAUAUACGUUCGUCUUGGAAUUGUUAUUGAAAAUGCUUAUGAAAAACUCGGAUAAAUGCAAUGAAGUUCUAGUUAUAAUACAAAUGCUACACUCAAAUCAAUUCAAAUUAAAUGAUGUGUGUUGGAGUCUUCAUAUAUCAAUUUGGGAAAAUUUGUUAUGUGAUCACCGAUGGAAUCUGGUAACUGAUACGAACGAAUUCAGUGAUGUUAAUAUCAAUUACGAGGUGAACUGGACGGGAGACAACCAAAUGAAAGGAGCAGUUGACUUUUGUGAUAAAUUAUCACAUCAAAAAGUCCAGAUGAAUUCGUUGAAAGAAAUUAAAAACAACGUAUUGCAUACAUGUUUAAUUAUUGAAACAGUAAGUUUCUUUGCAACACAAAUGCGACAAGAAGUUUAUGCUAUGAAAUCGUUGCACUACAUAGUUGAAAAAUCAUCAAGCAAACUGUAUAUCAUUCGAGCAUCGACGUUUCGAGCGUUGGAAACCAUAAGAUUAGCUUAUAACUUCAAUGCAAUUUCGGAUCUUUUGGACAUCAACGCUGAUUACCUUAUUCAUAAAAUCGGCAAAUCUUUAGAUAAACCAUACCGUAUAGACGCAGCAAUACACAUUCUGAGAAAUACUCUUCGUUCCGACACAACUAUAUCGAUAAAUAAUAUAGAAAGCAUAAUAUCACUACUCAUAAUUGAGUAUUCGAAGAAAAGUCAAUCGAAUAAUUCAUUGCAAUUUAUCUAUGCUUUUAAAUUGAUAUUGUCAAGAAUUCAUGAUGUCUCUUCCGAAUAUACUAUAGAUGUGUGUAAUAAUGAUGUCAGAUCAAUGAAUCAAAUCAGAAAUGUGUAUUAUAAUCAUCUUCAUAUAUGGUUGGGAGAAUUGCACGCAGACAGAAAAUGGCAUGUGAUUAAUCAGAGUGAUCGAAAUAUCAUAAAUAGGCGUCCAGAAAACGUAAAAUUCACACCAUACACCAAACUUGCUGUCAUCAUUCUAAAACAAGUUAUUCCAUUCUUGACAUCUAAGAAAACGACACUCAAAAUGUUGGCGCUGGAUACUAUAAAUAUAGGACUGGAUAUAAUAAAAAAUGAUGAAAAUGAGUUUUUACCGAUUGUGAACCUGAUUUGGGAUACAUUAAUUCAACAAUGCAUCCAAGGAAAUGACAAAGUACUGCUUCAAUAUUGUUUCCAGGUGAUCACUAAGUUGAGUAAAUUCGCAAAAGAAAUUGUGAAAAGACGAUUCACGAGGGAACUUUUGCCUCGCGUAAGGCAGUACAUCAAUGAUGUUGCGAGAAAUGAUGUUGAGCAGCAGACGUUUUCUUGCAAAUCUAUCCCCAUAUCCCCCCACCGAAGAGGGUACCCAAAGGGUGGUCUGGGGGCCUAAAAGAAGUUCCCCUUCGCCACCUUUCCAACGCCAAUCUAAACGCCCCAAUCGGUUUACAAACGAAAAAAUUAUAGGCAUCGGCAGUUUGACCUUGGUUUUCUAUGAAAAUAGAGAUUUAUUUUAUUUAACACCGUCAAGCUCUGGCUGAAUAUAUUAUAAGAGAAUAUGACCGGAAAACAGCGCAAUACUUCAUCAAUUUGUAUUUACUUACAAUGAUUAAUAAUAAUAAUAACUAUCAGUUCUCGCCUCGUUAAAAACCUGUCUCUUUUCGUAAUCUUUUUGCAUUUGCACAAGUAGGAGAUGAAAACAAAAACACAGUCGUACAACAAAGAUGGUAAUGCUUGAUAUUAGUCCGACAGCAAACGGUCCAAAAUAACCUUUGGUAAACGUUUCCAAAGGGACAAAGGCUAUGUGAAGCGUCAACUGUUACGAGUUUAAUUUAAGACUUUGCACAAAGGACUGCAAAAGUCGUCACUCAAUUUAUACAGUUACUAAAAAAAAAUCUACUGUAUACAGUAGAUAAAUUUUUUUUUAUUUAUUUAUUUAUUAACACACCGCCAAAGAACUGGCUGAAUAUUCAGUUUUGAAGGGAAAUGACUCCAAGUGUCAUGAAAAACCUGAUCUUUUAGCGUUUUUACAAUAUAUGGUAAUUUUAUACAAUAAAUAGUUGUAAUAGUCUUUCUCGAUUGUUUUUUACAAUUUCGGACCAGUUCGGAUCAGAUUUUUGGACCAGUUUAAAUGCCAAAAUUCUUCUAUUGCCCCACUUGUAUUGUGUACCAAUUUUCAUCCAAAUCGGACCACUUUUUGAAAUUUCGACUUUUCGCGAAUUUUCGAGGUUUUUGACCAAUAACUUGAAAAAUAUCCAAAA